CGCUCGCGUCGAGGUGGGGCAGGUUGAGCGACUGACUGCUUCAACCCAAGGCUUCAACAACAGCAUUGUUUGAUACAACAGACGCUACGAACAUCGCUGGUGAUGAUGAUGACGACGAUGGCUGCCACGUCCCACGCUGGUCGCCUGCUACUCACCUGCAUGCUGGUGUCACGUGCCGUAACGACAGUGUCAUCAUGGACACCAGCAGCACAAGGAUCCACUGCCCCAGCGAGCACAGAAUCGCCACAGGUCACUCAUGAUGCUGGCUUACCGGUCAGACUGGUGCAGGGCGGCUCGUGCUCUGGCCGAGUGGAGAUCCUCCACAACGAGCGGUGGGGCACGGUGUGCGACGACAACUGGGGUAUUCCAGACGGGAACGUGGUUUGCCGCCAGCUGGGCUGCGGUUAUGCCGUGGAAGCUCCGGAGGGGGCCCGCUUUGGUAGGGGCUCCGGCCCCAUCUUGAUGGACGAUGUUUACUGCAGCGGCUCCGAGUCCUAUCUGUCGCACUGCCUCUUUAAUGGUUGGAACAGCCACGACUGCAGCCACGGAGAGGACGCGUCCGUCAUCUGCUCACAUGAUGCCAGUAGCUACGGGACCACCGUCGAUGCCGGACCCACAAGUGGCUAUUACUGGGCGUGCUACUCACACCCGUGUCAGAACGGUGGCAGCUGCGCAAACCUGCCCUACUACCCCUACUACCGGUGCUACUGCCGCUCGUACUGGACGGGCACCAACUGCGAAUACUACGGAGCACAUUCUACGAACGCACCUGAAUCAGCUUCUCAACCCGGAGCAGCGGAUACGACCCACUCAAGUGCUUGCCAGCCGAACCCAUGCCAGCAAGGCGGAACCUGUGUGGAAUCUUUGCGCUACCCCUACUACCAUUGCUACUGCCCCUCGUACACGACGGGCACCAACUGUGAAAACUCCUAUGCAGCAUAUUCUACGAAGGCACCUGAAUCAGCUUCUCAACCCGGAGCAGAGGAUACGACCCACUCUAGUGCUUGCCAGCGGAACCCAUGCCAGCAUGGCGGAACCUGUGCGGAAUAUUGGUACUACCCCUACUACCAGUGCUACUGCCCCUCGUAUUGGUGGGGUACCAACUGUGAAUACUACGGAGCACAUUCUACGAACGCACCUGAAACAGCUACUCGACCCGAAGCAGCGGAUACGACCCACUCUAGUGCUUGCCAACGGAACCCAUGCCAGCAUGGCGGAACCUGUGCGGAAUAUUGGUACUACCCCUACUACCAGUGCUACUGCCCCUCGUAUUGGUGGGGUACCAACUGCGAAUACUAUGGAGCACAUUCUACGAAUGCACCUGCUACUCGACCCGAAGCAGCGGAUACGACCCACUCUAGUGCUUGCCAGCGGAACCCAUGCCAGCAUGGCGGAACCUGUGCGGAAUAUUGGUACUACCCCUACUACCAGUGCUACUGCCCCUCGUAUUGGUGGGGUACCAACUGCGAAUACUACGGAGCACAUUCUACGAAUGCACCUGAAUGGAAUUCUACUUCUCCACAUGAUGUCCCAGUCCGGCUGGUCGGGGGUGGUUCCUGCGAGGGCCGCGUGGAGGUGUACUACGCGGGCUCGUGGGGCACCGUGUGCGACGACAUAUGGGGCCUGCGGAACGCCGAGGUGGUGUGCCGCCAACUCGGCUGCGGCUAUGCCUUGUCUGCUCUGAGCAACGCUUACUUUGGGAUGGGCAGCGGCCAGAUCUGGCUGGACGACGUCAAUUGUUAUGGCUACGAGUCUUCUCUCUCCCAAUGCAGCCACUAUGGGUGGGGACAUCACAACUGCGGUCACAAUGAGGAUGCCUCCGUCAUCUGCUCGCGAGCUUCCAAUGGUACUGCUACAAACGAAUCAACUGCUACGCCCGAGCUCACAACUGGCCACUACGGGGUGUGCUACUUAAACCCGUGUCAGAACGGUGGCAGCUGCACGAAUCUGCCCUACUACCCCUACUACCGGUGCUACUGCCACUCGUACUGGACGGGCACCAGCUGCGAAUACUACGGUUCUACUCCAUCGCCCGCAUCGCCUUCUAUUCCUGACGUCCCGGUCCGGCUGGUCGGGGGAGGCCGGUGCCAGGGCCGCGUGGAGGUGUACUACGCGGGCUCGUGGGGCACCGUGUGCCACGACAGAUGGGGCCUGCGCGACGCCGAGGUGGUGUGCAAUCAAGUGGGCUGCGGCUAUGCCUUGUCCGCUCCGGGCGGCGCUCUCUUUGGGAACGGCAGCGGCCAGAUCUGGUUAGACGAAGUCAAUUGUUAUGGCCACGAGUCUUCUCUCUCCCGAUGCAGCCACUCUGGGUGGGGUCGUCACGACUGCAAUCACUAUAAGGAUGCCUCCGUCAUCUGCUCACGAGGCAACACCACAUCGCCCACCAGUGCUCCCAGCAAUAGCACGUCAAGGAUAUUCCACUGCAACUCGCAUGACAUGGAGCUGCUGAUCCCCCUGAGCGAGAUCUCAUCGCGCGGGCUGUCCGUGUACGACAUCCGCCUUCAGGACCCGUCGUGCCACGCCACGGUGUACGGUCAAUACGCCCGGCUCUACGUGCCGCUCAACGGCUGUGGCUCCAGGACGGAGACCAGCGGCGACACCAUCAUAUACAUGAACACGGCCUACGGCUACGUGUCUCCAAACGGCGCCAAGCGGCUCCGGGUGCCCAUGUUCUGCUACAUGGGCUCGAGUGGCCGGGCAAUGGUGAGCUUCACCCCCAGGGUACAGGACGAAGUCAGCAUGGGGCUCUUCGAUCUCCGGGUGCGCUUCUAUACGAACCAAUUCUUCAACCAGCCCAUCUACUCCUACCCAUACGACAUCGAGCUGGGAGAGCCUCUCUACGCCGAGGUGGCGCUGACGUCGGUGGCCCGGGACCUUCAGCUCUUCCUGGAGACGUGCAAAGUCUCGCCCUACCCGGGAGCGCCGGACAGCGCCUCCUUUUUCCUGCUCCAGAACGGGUGCCGCGUUGACCCCUCCUACAACGAGCACAACAGCGGCGUCAACGACCGGCGGCGUUUCAGCUUCGACAGCGUGGAGUUCUUCGUCGGAGCGCAGGUGUACCUGGAGUGCGCGGUGCGCGUGUGCAACACCUCCGACUGGGGCUCGCGGUGCCGUCGAGGCUGCGUGCGGGGAUCGCGGGCGGCGCGUGGCCUGGGGGAGGCGCGCGGGGACGCACGUCACGCCGACCACUCCGUCGACCUGUCGCAGGGACCCAUCAGACUCCGCAAGACUCGCGAAGCCUCCCUGGAGGAGCAUGGUAGCGCUGGGCUGCCUGGCUGGACGGGCAUGGUGUACGCCCUGGCUGCCACCCUGGCCGUCAGCGCCGUCUGCGUGGCCGCCGUGAAAAUCUACCAGCUCCGCUCCGGAAGGAGGAUCCAAUACCAACCGCUUGUCGACACCGAUGCCUUCACAACCUGAUGAGCCGUGGAAUUGUAUUCAUAGUCGUAGUGAAAAAUUUAAAGUUCUCGAUUCAAUUCAUGGACUAAGCUGGAACAUUGGUGUAUCGAUUAGUUUCAAAGAAGCCGUGUUCUUCAAAUUAUUUUUCAGGCAUUUUAAUCGUUUUUUUUUUAAAUGCCAGUUGUUUUUAUGAAUGCCUUUAUCUGUUCGUAAUCAUGUAGUUAGGGUUAUGGCUUCAUACUUGAACACUGCACAUGCAGGUCAACGCUUGAGUGAUUCUUUGUAUUGGGAGCUGUCCUCAAUACUUUGUAUUGGGAGAGAUAUUUAAUAAAUGGCUGACGGUCAA
Messenger RNA from Lethenteron reissneri (Far Eastern brook lamprey), 3742 nucleotides. RefSeq names its product deleted in malignant brain tumors 1 protein-like. Lineage: Eukaryota; Metazoa; Chordata; Hyperoartia; Petromyzontiformes; Petromyzontidae. Gene Ontology annotation, molecular function: serine-type endopeptidase activity. Gene Ontology annotation, biological process: zymogen activation. The record is from RefSeq and is a predicted model, not a curated record. Gene Ontology annotation, cellular component: plasma membrane.